AUGCAAGCAGUGUUGGAUUCUACUUUACUGCCAGCUACUUUUAGCUCUCAUGAUUUUGCUAUGUCUUCCAUGCAGAGUCCCAUGGCCUCAUACCCGGAUCAACAACACCAGCAACAGCACCAACAACACCAGCAUCAACAACACCAACAACAACAGAAUCAUCAACAACAACAACAACCACAUCUCCAACAACACGGACAAACCCAGUUUCAGCAUUAUCAACAGUACUCCUCACAACAACACCCACAGCAUCAACCUCAAGUUGUAAACCAACCUAUUUCCCCCAACUCUUAUCCCGAGGGAAUGGUUUAUGACAAGAGACAUGGUGCUGGUGCUGGUGGUCAGGUAUCAGUUGCAGCAGCAGCUGCUGCCGCUGUAGCUGCUAAUGCUUCUCCUUCUUCCACUCCUUCUACUACUAGAAUGGCUCCUCCUACUCCAGAGAGAUCCAGAAACCCAUCUCGAGUGGAUAUUCCUACUUUACACAGUCCUCAUUCAGGAUCUGGGUCGAGUGGUAAUUCUGCUACUGGCACAAACUCAGCAGCUUCAGCAGCAGCACAAGCUGCUGCUGCCGCUGCGGCCGCUGCUGCUAAUAGCAGUUCUAAUUCAUCAACUUCUUUGGCCACAGCUGGCGCUGGUUCUGCUCGCUUGGCUGAUGAUAAUAGUCUUGUGUGCAUUCUGUCUCCUUUAGGAACCAUUCUGUAUGUUAGUCCAUCGUCCACCACCUUCCUUGGCUCAUACCCUAACGACAUUGCCGGAAGUUCCAUCAUGGAUUAUAUCCAUCCCGACGAUUUGGAUCAGUUUAUCUCGUCUAUGAGUGCCAUUGUUUCCAAUGGUACUUCGCUGCAAAUGAUUUAUCGACUCAAGUUUGCUGCUAAUCAAUACAGAGUGUAUGAAGGGUUUGGUCGUCCAUCCAACGAAGAGGUUGAUGGAUAUCAAGGCAUGGGUCAAGGUAUGGUUCUAAUUUCCAAACCAGCUACUAAUAAUCAUCACAACCAAAGCAAUGGACCUCCUAGUCCCACCAGUUCAUCUAAUGAAAGUAUUUGGUCGAGACGCCAGGCUUCUCGCAUGCAAAAGGGUCUUGUUCUUAAUCAAGCUCCUGCUAAGCUUGAAUAUAAUGAACACCAACAAAUCCGAUCCGGUCCUGCUACUGCUGCUACUAAUUCCACCUCUUCGUCAAAUGGUAUGGUUUCUAUGACGCCUCUUGAUGCAGCAUCAGUUUCUUUGUAUGACCAAUCACCGUUGUCGGUUGCUACUAAUGGCUAUACAUCGACCAUUUCUCCAUAUGAAGAAGAUAUUUCGCACUCAUCGUCGUCAUCCUCUUUACUCAGUGGUCUUAAUCCACCACCUUCGGCCACUCCGUCACUUGUAUCGUUUGACGACUCGACAAACUGGAAUAUUGACGGUCCACCACUUUCAGCAACAGCAGCCACUGGUUCAGGUGCAUAUCCUUAUGGCUAUUCAGGUAUGCGAUCAUAUUCAUACUUUGAUAUGGGUAAUGAUUCAACGAUUAUGGAAGAACUGAAGUCGCCAAGAGCCGCUCCUAACGAUUAUUACCCCGUUAAGGACGACUCGACGCUGAAUUCGAUGAACCAGUCGGCCAAUAUGGAGAACCACAGUUACUGGGACAAUGUGGCUAAUAGCGAGCUUGUAUCGCCCAACUUUUUUGUUCCUAAUUCAGGAGCAAGUACCGGUUCGUCUUCGUCAACACCCACUUCAGCCUCUAACAUGCAUACACUACCAAAAACUACAUACAGUCCGAGUGCCUCGUAUUUUGUCGAUUCGGCAGCACAAGCACGAGCCAAAUCAUACUCACUUCCCGGACUGUUUGACGUCAAUGCUCCUGUUCGAUACCAACCGUACCACCAAGCAGGUGUUUCGUCAUCAGCAAAUGCCGCUGGCGGCAACCACAGCCACAUUGAUUUCUCGGGCUAUUCCAUGUCGGUGAAAAAGUCGCCUGUUGAUGGCGGUUAUCUUAACGGACAGGCGGUCCGUAAAGCCAAUGUAAACAGUCUGGCCAAGACAAGAAAGCUGUCUAAACCACCAUCAAUGUCGACUCUGCCGAACAUGGCGUCAUCCAACCUCAUCAACAAGACGCGCCGAAAGAGCAAGCAGCAAAACAGAGACGACAUGAUGCUGUACGUGUGCACCGAGUGUGGAGUCAAGGAGUCGCCUGAGUGGAGAAAGGGACCCAAGGGACCCAAAACACUCUGCAACGCCUGUGGUCUCCGAUGGGCUAAGUGGACCAGACAAAAGUCGACCUCUCACGACGACAAGUAA
Messenger RNA from Sugiyamaella lignohabitans, 2277 nucleotides. RefSeq names its product Gat2p (gene GAT2). The record is from RefSeq and is a predicted model, not a curated record. Gene Ontology annotation, biological process: regulation of DNA-templated transcription. The coding region runs from base 1 to 2277 and encodes 758 amino acids. Gene Ontology annotation, molecular function: zinc ion binding; sequence-specific DNA binding; protein binding. The transcript has a single exon. NCBI's taxonomy places the organism in Eukaryota, Fungi, Ascomycota, Dipodascomycetes, Dipodascales, Trichomonascaceae.